AUCAUAAAGCAACUUUCUAGCCUCUGAGCAAAACAAGUGUUGGACUCUCAAGAAUUUAACUUGAACUGUCUUUCUGCUCGUACUUUAACAUAUCAAAAUUUAACAACCGCUAUCUAGCAUCUACAAUGUGGAGCUCUCGAAAGAGUGUGAUUGUGAUGUUGUCCAUAUAUUGGUGCCUAUUUUGCAGUGUUAAUACUCAAGCUGCACUGGACUUUGGUUACCCUUUAUGUUCUGGAGAAAAUAUUUACACUCCAGGCAGCACAUUUGAAGCUAACCUCAAAAACCUCCUCACAAUUCUCUCAUCAAACGCUUCGAAAAAUCACGGCUUCUUUAAUUCCAGCGUUGGACGUGGUUUCCCUGAUGAGGCCUACGGUGUUUUCCUUUGCCGAGGAGAUGUUACUAGUCAAGCCUGUCAAGCAUGUGUCUCCGAGGCCACGAAAGAAAUCAUCACUCAAUGCCCCAAGGAGAAAGCAGCUGUUAUUUGGUACGAUGAUUGCAUGGUACGUUAUGCAGGCCGGUCUUUCUUGAAUAUUAAUAAUCAGACACUGGGAUUUUAUUACACGAAUCCUAGUAGUGUUAUAGAAGGCACAGGGUUUAAACAAGCACUAGAUAGUAGUUUUAGUGACUUGAUAAGCCAGGCUUCCAAUGUGACAGAUGAAAAUAAACAUGCUAUCAAGGGGUUCGCAACUCAAAUUGUUAAUUAUACUAGAGCACUAACUCUCUAUGAGCUGGUUCAAUGCACGCCAGACUUGUCUGGCAACGACUGUGGUCGCUGUCUCAGAGAGGCUACUCGUUAUCUGCCAAAAUGCUGUGAUCAUAAGCAAGGAGGCAGAGUUUUGCUGUACAGUUGUAAUAUUCGAUAUGAAGUGUACCCGUUUUUUGGUAUAUUGGACAAGGCACCUUCACCUUCCCCGGCUCCAAGUCCAAGCUCGAUACGGAAGCAUAAAGGGAAAGAACAUUUGUCACAAAAAGUUUUUAUCCUUGUGGCUUUACUAUGUGUUUUCCUUAUGCUCUGCGGUGGGAGUUACUUUCUCCAUGCCUGGAAAAGGGCUACUAGAAAGAAACAAGUUUCCUCAGAAAAUUCUGAUAAAGAUAUUGUUAAUUCAUUUAAUAUGGAGAAUGAUAUUUCAACUGUAGAAUCUUUGAGACUUGACUUAAGCACAGUGAAUGAAGCUACGAAUAAUUUUUCUAUCCAUAACAAAAUAGGUGAAGGUGGAUUUGGUGAGGUUUAUAAGGGUAUACUUGCCAAUGGAAGAGAGAUAGCAGUCAAGAGACUAUCGAAAAGCUCAAAUCAAGGUGCAGAAGAAUUUAAGAAUGAGGUUGUUCUAGUGGCUAAGCUUCAACACAGAAAUCUUGUCAGGCUUUUGAGAUAUUGCUUUGAAGGAGAGGAAAAAAUUCUCAUCUAUGAAUAUAUUCCCAACAAAAGCCUAGACUACAUAUUGUUUGAUCCUGAGAAACAAGUACAACUGGACUGGACGAGGAGACACAAUAUUAUUGGAGGAAUUGCUAAAGGGAUGCUUUAUCUUCAUGAAGAGUCCAGGAUUAGAAUUAUUCACAGAGAUCUCAAACCAAGCAAUAUUUUGUUAGAUGCCAACAUGAAUGCAAAAGUAUCUGAUUUUGGCAUGUCAAGGAUUUUUGGCGUCGAUCAGAACCAUGGAAAGACUAGUAGAAUUGUGGGAACGUACGGCUACAUGUCUCCUGAGUAUGCAAUGCAUGGAGAUUACUCUGUGAGGUCUGACGUCUUCAGUUUUGGCGUAUUAGUCCUGGAGAUCAUCAGUGGCAAAAGGAACAGUUCUUUCUAUCAAUCUAACCAUGCUGGUGACCUGCUAUGUUAUGCUUGGAGACUUUGGAAGGACGGAACACCCUUGGAAUUGGUGGAUCCAGUGUUAUUAUAUUCGUAUGCAAGAAAUGAAGUAAUCAGGUGCAUCUAUAUUGCGCUAUUGUGCGUUCAAGAAGAUGUGGAUAGCAGGCCAUCUAUGGAUUCAGUGGUCCUCAUGCUUAAUAGCAACUCUGUUACCAUAAUAAUGCCUCAACAACCUCCAUUCUUUCAACAUAGUAGAUCAACCUCGGUGAUGAAAGACCAGCUGAAGUCGGAUGAUUCAAAAAAGUAUACCACAUCAUGGUCAGUGGAUGAUGAAUCAAUUACAGGAAUUUACCCCAGAUAACAUAACAAGUUCGGCAUUUGAUGAAGCCAAUUAAUGUGACACAGUGGAGGCCAAGCUAGCAGAAGGUCUGUAUCAGUAAAAUUACGAUGGUUAAUUACUUUUCACUUGUACAUUGCUCUUAGUUAUGUCAGAUAAAUCGGUCUCAAGUAUAUUUCAGAGAUGGAAAUUACUUGUUUUCUAGAACCUUAUUAUAUAUAUGGGAAAACACUACUUGCUGAAAGCCACAUUAGAAGACUAGAGAACUUAAAAGCCAACUCCUACAACGUGGCUGGUUGGAAUAGUCAGUUCCUCUCACCCAAAAAAAACUGUCACAUCUUUCGGUGACAAGGAUAUAUUGGCUACGUUUGACAAUUUGCACGUCACAAAAAUGAGAUUAUUCUCUAAACGGUUCUGUAACGCAAACUUGUAUUCGAGUAGUA
Daucus carota subsp. sativus is the source of this 2584-nucleotide messenger RNA. Its product is annotated as cysteine-rich receptor-like protein kinase 10. The transcript has 7 exons. Lineage: Eukaryota; Viridiplantae; Streptophyta; Magnoliopsida; Apiales; Apiaceae. Gene Ontology annotation, cellular component: plasma membrane. Gene Ontology annotation, molecular function: ATP binding; protein serine/threonine kinase activity. Gene Ontology annotation, biological process: protein phosphorylation. The record is from RefSeq and is a predicted model, not a curated record. The coding region runs from base 126 to 2165 and encodes 679 amino acids.